GAUGUGCAAGAAAUACACGAUAAGUUCAUAAUAUAAUUAUCAUGAAGUUGAUAGUUAAAUUGCUGGCGGUAUGCGUUUUAUCAGAGAUUCAAUGUUUAGAAUUAUGCAGCUUGAUAAAUCCAAAAGGAUUAUGUAAACUAAGUGCAGAUUGUGAUGGUGAAAUUGAAAAUUACGGAUCAUACGUAUGUCCCGAUCCAACCGUUUGCUGCAUAGCUCCUGAUACUACAACACCAGAACCUACUACCGAGCCACCAUCAACCGAACCACCAACAACAACUGAAGAACCAACAACAAUUCCAUCUACAACAGUAUUACCUGUAACAGAACAAUGUGGGGUCCGACCAGAAAAUGAUCUUAUGUUUAGAUUACUGGGUGGUACAGUUAAAGAAAUACAGAGCUGGCCUUGGAUGGUGUCUAUUCGGGGCAAGAGUACCACAGGCGACACGGCAACUAAAAUAACCGAGGAUCCAACACAAGAAAACACGACACCUGUUUGUGCUGGUGUAUUCAUACACGAACAAUAUGUUGCUACUACUGGCUUUUGUAUUUUAAAGUUAUAUGCAGCAUUUAAAUCUGCUGGAUUCACAUUUGACCCAUUAAAAAACAUACUGUUGAAAAGUGGUGAAACAACAACUAAUUCACAAGAUUUUGUUGGUGGAUUUUCUACUGAACAACAGUUCAAGGUCAUAGAAAUCAUUCCACAUACCGAUUUCGUAAUUCAGGAUUUUGAAAAUGACGCAUACAAUUUUUCAAAUCUUAUUCGAAAUCCGGAUACCUUCUUACCUAACAACUUGGCAUUGUUAAAACUUGAGCAACCUGUAGUUUUUAAUGGGAAUGUGAGAAAGUGUUGCGCUCCUAACCUAACAGAAAGUGCUUGUAGUAUAAAGAAAUCUGGUUGCAUAAUUGCUGGAUGGGGUGAUAGUAGCGAGAAUGGCGUUAAAAAUGACGGGGCAUUUAGAGAAAUUGAGGUUGAAGUUUUUAGUAAAGAAGUCGUGGAUGCUGCAGCUCAAUUCACAUCAUCUCUUGCAACUCCACUACAGUCAGUAGCAAAGUUCACAGCCGCACCUGGAAAUGUCUGUGAUGGUGACAAUGGAGGGAUGGUCGUAUGUCAGAAUGAUGAAGAUCGAUGGGCUCUCGAAGGUUUAGUAAGCAUAGGAGAUGUUUCAGUUGGUUGCACACCUUUAGAUUCUUUUAAAAUUGUCGACAUUAAAGCUGCCUGGCCGUGGAUUGAAAAAGUCGAACGGGGAACGAUUGAUGAUGAUAAAGCAGUGGCUUGUUUGGUAGAUGAUGAUGAAGCAGUGGCUUGUUUGGCAGAUGAUGAUGGAGCAGUAACUGGUUUUGUAGAUGAUGAUGGAGCAGUAACUGGUUUAGUAGAUGAUGAUUGA
Lottia gigantea (owl limpet) is the source of this 1385-nucleotide messenger RNA. RefSeq lists its product as hypothetical. Bases 42 to 1385 code for a protein of 447 amino acids. Gene Ontology annotation, molecular function: serine-type endopeptidase activity. Lineage: Eukaryota; Metazoa; Mollusca; Gastropoda; Lottiidae. The record is from RefSeq and is a predicted model, not a curated record. The transcript has 8 exons. Gene Ontology annotation, biological process: proteolysis.